Messenger RNA from Metopolophium dirhodum (rose-grain aphid), 4867 nucleotides. RefSeq lists its product as uncharacterized. The record is from RefSeq and is a predicted model, not a curated record. NCBI's taxonomy places the organism in Eukaryota, Metazoa, Arthropoda, Insecta, Hemiptera, Aphididae.
UAUCAGCGAGACGCAGCGUAAAUUAAUACGAUAAUAAUUGUAACCUUACAAGUCGUUCGGAUUGACAGUAGUAGUUUUACAUUUAUUACGUUCUCGUUCGCAUUUUCGGUGAAACGGAAAGUUUCGGUUGCUUGAUCGUCGAUUGAGCGAAACCGUAGCUGCCGCCGCCGCCGCCGCCGCUCGACGAAACAAUAAUAUUGUUAGUCGCCGCCACCGACGCCGCAGUGUAUUACCAGCCGCAAUUCGUCGGCCAUUACUUCACAAGCGACCCCGGAGUGACGGAGACUUGUAGCGUACAGCAGCACUGAUAGGUUGUGCUCAGUCAGUCACACGAUAUUCUUCAUCUGCGAGACGUUGACCACUGCCACAGUUUGUGGCCGAGCACCAAAUUUCAGGGAGUCUUGCACAGCGAACCAGUGCUGUGAAGGUCCACUGAUGGCGUCUAGUAAGAGUGAUGUUGCGCACGUCACUGGAGACGCGGUGGCUGUUCACCCGCAGCACGGAGAGAAAUCAACAUCGUCGUCAAUGUCCAUCAGCAUCACAGAGCCCGUGGAAAUUGUAGACAUAACAAUUGAUUCAGAUGUCGAGGAAAAUACUAAAAACACGCCAACAACUUCGGACAAAUUUCCUAAGUAUGUGGAUUGUCAUGAAACAUUGGUGGAACUGUCAUUUAUGAAAUGGAUAGCUAGUUUUCGGUUGGAAUGCCGUAAGAUUUCAUGCCAUGUUAAUACAGAACUUUUUUUUGGGUUAUUAAAUUUGUUUUGUCAGAAUAUAUCACAAGAAAUGUUUGAUUGCAGAAAUAAAAUUAAUAAAUCAUCUCUUAUGAAAACUUAUAUAAAACAAUCUAUGUUGUUUUUUCGAGGAUACUAUAAAACCAUAAAAAAAGAUAAAGGAGAUACUUUGGAUGUUAUAUAUUAUGACAGAAUGAGUUCAAUGUUGGCCAAUUACAUAGAUUUGAAACUAAUGUCAAAUCAACGUUUUAAAGAAAACCCAGGUCACAUAAAAACUUCAAAUAAAAUAAAUACAAUGUUAUUUCUUUUUUUAGAUCAGAAAAUUGAUUACAUGUUUGAUGCGGUAUUUAAAUCAUACUUUUUAUUUAAUAGUACUGCUAUUACUGAUGUAGAUUCAAUAAUGCUUCCAGUUUCUAAAAAAAUACUAUGUGAACAUCCAAUGCCCAAAAAAAUUAAUUUUCUAACUUACAUGAGAUAUAUUGUAUGUUUUAAAUUGUGGGAAAAAAUAAUUCACUCAUCUAGUAUGAUUGAUUCUGUUAAGAAAAAAGAAUUGGACGUUUUAACAUUAUUUCUAAGGCAGUUGAAUGUUCCAAAUGAUUUUGUGAGUCAAUAUGAGAAAUAUAAUUGGCCUAACUGGCCAAAGUGGUCUAAAUUGACAAUGUGUUCAAAUGAAAAGCAAUUUUCAAUACAGAGAGAUAUAAAAAAUGUUAGUUUUUUUUUAUAUGGUGCAAAUUUAUUACACAAGAAGUGUUACAAGGAUAUAUUGGAUACUGUUCAAAGAAAAGAUAUUCCAAUACUAUUAAAACCAAUUGUAGAACAAUGUAAAAUGUUACGACCAGAUUUAUUUGCGAUUUCGAGAAAAGAACUUUUGAGAAAUUGGAAUGAACAUUUUGAUGACUCUCUAAAACCACUUAUACCAACUACACGUUCCUCUAAUAGCUUGAUGAAAAAAAUCAAGUAUAAUUUAGUUCCUAUCAAUGUUGAUUUGAGCAAGUUAAAUCACUUUGGAGAAGGUUCAGAAAAUAAUUCUCUCCCAAAUGCAGACAAUUUCUCACAUUCUGAUAAAUCUAUAGAAAAAACUAAUCUUAUAAAUUCAUCAACUAAUAAAAUAAUUGAAAGCAAUAAUGAUAAAAGUAAUGAAAAUGAAAAAUCUUCUGGUGAUGCCUUAAAAACAUUAAUGGUCACUCUUGAAUCAUUCCCGGAUAAUGUAAAAAGACAAUCAAGUGAAGAUGAAAUGGAAGUGAAUCUGAAAAAAUUAAAAUCAUCUGAAAAACAUGUUUUAUAUAGGGAUGAUGGCAGAUUUGAUCCUACGCUAUCUAAUAAUCCAAGUAGAUUGAAUUACAUUUCUGAAAUAACAAGUACUUCUUAUCAUCCUGAAUGUUCAAAUUCUAAAGGAUCAAAAAGAAAUCAAUGUUCACCAUUUGGUGAUAAUAGCAAAAAUAAAAAAAAUUGCACAACAAAGUCCAUGCAUGAAAAAAGUGUAUUGAACUGCAACACAAAUCAAAUCAUUGAGAAUAUUAGUCGUAUCACUUUAAAUAAUGAUUACUCUGUACUUGAAAAUCCAAAGAACUCUUAUAACAUAAAUGGAGUUUCUUGUCUAACAAAUGAACAUUUACUCAAAGAAAACAAAUGGGUUACAAAAGCAUCACACCCUAAAUUAUCGAUAACAGCGGUCUCAAAUUUGAAACACACACAGAGUAAUUUAACUGUCAGUGGCAAAGACGAAAGCGUAGAAAACUCUACUGAAAUAAUUGAUUCAAGUAUCGAUCAGGAUGGUACUGCUUCUCCUUCUAGUGACAUUCAGUGGCCUAUAAAGUUGUCUCUAUCUGAUCCAUAUUCUCAGGAUUAUAAAAUAAAUUCAAAUGUAUUGUAUAAAUAUACCGAUGGAUUAAAUCAAAAAUUGUCACCAAAUGAAACUGGUUUCUCAAGAAUAAACAAGAGUACUUUAAUCCAGCCAAACCAACAGUUAUCUAAUUUUAUUGCACCAGAUCACCUUUCACCUACCAUUCAAUCUGGAUCUGAAUCCAUUGAUGAAAAAAUACAAAUUCAAUCCCGAGCAGUUGACAGUUUUGAAAGUACUUCUAGAACAGAACCAACUGAGCAUCAAGAAAUGUGUAGAAAUACUAAAAUACCAAGUCAAAGUAAAGAAUCAAGUACAUCACUAAGCUUUGCUGAAUUACUAGCAGCCUACAAAUUAUUCAUUGGUGGUAAGUUGUUUUUGUGCAUUCAUCCAAAAUGUACCAAUAGCUAUCAUUUCCAUAUUAUACCUUCCAAAGCAGAAAUUCUACGUCAUAAUUUCACUGUACAAUUUGAUUACUUUCGUUAUCAUAUUCAGUGUAAAUAUAAAGAGUUAUUAAUGUCGAACCCGAGAAAAUCAUGGUCUGAUAUACCUGUAUUAGGACAGUUGACUGAACGGUGCAUUUGUAAAGAUUGUAGUGAAUUUGAUUCUACUGUUAACCUAAAUCAAAAAACAUUACUUGCAUAUUAUAUUGAAGGAAAAAAUCCAAGUAUUGAAGAAGAUAAUUGUGAAAAUAAACAACCAACCAAUAGAAAAGUAUCGUUGAGUUGGAAAAAACAUUUGGCACGGCGUUUUAUUACAGAAAAUUAUCUUGAAAAUCAUUCUAUAUUUCAGAUGAUAGACCAUAUGGAAACACAUAUAAAACAUUUUAAAUAUGCUACACAAUUACUCCAAAAAAAAAUAUGUGAUAAUCGAUUACGUUUACAAAAUGCAUCUGACAGUUAUUCUGAUGCUGAUGAUAGUAAUAAAUUCAAAUGUAAAAAAAAACUUGAUUUAGUACAUAAAUAUUAUGUUAAACACUUACAUAGUUUAACAAAUAACUUCGCGCCUUAUUCACAGUCAUCAGAUUUCAGUAUACCAUUCUUGGUUGCAACGGUCACUACAUCUGUACUUGAGAAUUCUUUGUUAGAUGAUAGUUUAAAGCAGUUAAUGAUGUUCAUAACUUAAUGAUAUUCAUAAAUCACCAUACGUACAACAAGUACCGCAACUAUUAACUAUAAAACUGUUAAAUAUUCUAAUAUUUAAACAACUGACAUUAAGGCUAAUAAAAUGUCCAUAACUGACACUACAGUUAAUACUAUUUCUCCAGCUGAUACUACUGCUAAUAAUAUUUCACCUCUGGACUCUAAUAAAAAUAAUAUUUCUACAACUUCCUUUUUGAGUGGUACACCCUUCUAUGACUGAAACAGAAGAUCAAGAAACAGAAAUUGUCCCACAAUAGUCAAAGAAAAAAGAAAAAGAAACAUGAUUAUUCAAACAAGCUUGCUGAAUGCUCACGUUAAACGGUCUCCAUCCAGUUUUGUGGGCAUCAGUGACAACCUGAUGUCUGGUCGUAAUUUUGUCCUCUUGGGCAUCGCACGGCCUUUGAUAACCAACAUAACCAUUGGGCCGAGACGUCGCUGUUGUUGUUUUUCACUGGUCAGGCCGGACACAUGUUUUUGUCCGCUUACCUUUGAUGUGUGCCGCUUUGUGACCCGCCGCCUGAAACCACAUGGAUGUUGUACAUUGUUACUCUCAAAUUUUCAAUAGUCGAGUUUGAUGUUCCGAUUCUAAUUUACGUUUUGCGCAUUGGUACGUCGUACAUCUGGUUUUGUUGAAACCCAGGCCAGGUGGUUUGAUAACCCCCCGACUUUCACAUAGUUGUGUUGGAUUGGCGGUCGCUCGCCGCCGUGUGAGCCCCAACUAAAUACCUCCCCGUCAGAGGAGCUGUGCAGCAACCACCAUUCAAUGUCGUGAACCGUCAGUCUGUAGUACCGCCGCAAUCUAGGUCAAUUGUAUUUUUAAAUGUAAUUGUUGUAACUGGGCAUCGUACCACGGUGCUCGGCUGUUGAUAUAUGUUAGUUAUUUAUUUAAUUAUUAUUAAUUGGGAUUAAGUCAUUCAAUCUAUAUGUAUAUAUAUAUAAUUCAUUGCUUUAUGUUGUUGCAAUACAAUUUAUUUGGUGUUAUACACACCACCACUAUAAUUGUCAUUUUAAUUAUUCCAUCUAGUUAACCUUUCCUCCCCACGACACUUCGCAAGUCAGUGCUGCACAUUGAAGGAGCUGUAUUGGCGUAGAAAAUGAUAAAAAAAAUAAGUGUAGUUGAUGGUAUUUAUUAAUUAAGUUUUAUUUUUCAAUCU